UCCGGGGACCUGAAGCGGGGAGAGGGGCAAAGAAGCGGGUGGCAGGAAGAGACCCCGGACCCCGAUUCUUUGGGCUUUUAGAGGACAACUCACCAUCCCGGUCUGCGCCCGCUCACCUUGGGGAGUGAAGGCGGCAACCUUGGGGCAAGGGGUCUAUGUCUGGCCACUGUCCUACGCUGCGGCUGCUGCCGCCUGAGCUGCAAGCUCUCGAUUAACCGUUGCUACUGACUGUCCAGGAAGGACAUUCCCUAAGAAGGGUCAGAUUUGCGUGGUGCACUACACAGGGAUGCUCCAGAAUGGCAAGAAAUUCGAUUCGUCCAGAGACAGAAACAAACCCUUCAAGUUCAGAAUCGGCAAGCAGGAAGUCAUCAAAGGUUUUGAAGAAGGCGCUGCCCAGAUGAGCUUGGGGCAGAGGGCGAAGCUGACCUGCACCCCUGAUGUGGCAUAUGGAGCUACUGGCCACCCCGGUGUCAUCCCUCCCAAUGCCACCCUCAUCUUUGACGUGGAGCUGCUCAACUUAGAGUGAAGGCAGGAAGGAAGUCGAGGUGGCUGGAGAAGGCUCCUGCUCUGUCCUAGCCUGCUCUCUCUGCCACUGGGACGGCUCCUCCUAUGUAGGGCUCUUGAUCAGUGUGCUGACCCCACCGCCCCUCGACAUUAUCUGUUCCUUCUGCCCAACUUGCUCUGUAUGUGUCGGCCAUUUAACCGUCCCCAUACAUCUUUGCUUGAGGAAACUUUUAGUUGCAGACCCAAACAUUUCAGACUGCGUUUUGUGUGAUGCAUGUGGUAGCCAUUCCUGAUCAUAGGACACAGAUCUCGUUUGCACAAUCUAUAUUGCCUUACCUGCACUUAAGCCAGAUAUACAAGGUGCUCAGACAUGCGCUGUACAUGGUUACCUGGAGGGACUUGAGCCAGUUACCUUUGCUGUCACUUUCUUAUCUUCUGUUGGCUGCUCACUUUAAGCACUGCCCUCUUUGGAAAUACUAUGUAAAAUAAAGGCUCUGUGCUUGGCAUCUUCCUGUC
Molecule: messenger RNA, 1020 nt
Organism: Rattus rattus (black rat)
Lineage: Eukaryota; Metazoa; Chordata; Mammalia; Rodentia; Muridae
Gene: Fkbp1b
Product: FKBP prolyl isomerase 1B
Exons: 4
Coding region: 287-526 (79 amino acids)
Biological process (GO): regulation of cardiac muscle contraction by regulation of the release of sequestered calcium ion
Cellular component (GO): sarcoplasmic reticulum membrane
Molecular function (GO): peptidyl-prolyl cis-trans isomerase activity
Source: RefSeq, a predicted model, not a curated record